UGCUGGCUCGCUGGGCGAAGCAACUUCAGACGAACUUCCUGAAAGCCCGACCGAUAACGAUGGCUUCAGACGAUGCUUUUAAAGUGUCCUCCCUGAAGGGGAAAGUGGCCCUAAUCACGGGGGCCAGCUCGGGCAUCGGCGCGGGCACGAGCGUCCUGUUCGCCCGCCUCGGCGCCCUGUUGGCUCUGAGCGGCCGCGACGUGGACAACCUGAAGAAGGUCGCGAAGCGGUGCACCGACGGGGGCGCCGCCGCCGAGCCUUUGCUGGUUCCUGGAGACCUGACCGACGAGGACACGGUGAGGAAGACUGUGGAGCAAACUGUGGCUCACUUCGGCCGCCUGGAUGUCCUCGUGAACAACGCUGGUAUUCUGGCCAUGGGCAGCAUCGAGACCACGGACCUGGCUCAGUACGACCUCAUCAUGAACACGAACGUCAGAACCGUGUACCACCUGACUCACCUGUGUGUGCCCCAUCUGAUCAAGACCAAAGGGUCCAUUGUCAACGUAUCCAGCAUCAAUUCACAGAGAGCGUUCCCCGGUGUGCUGGCCUACUGCAUGUCGAAGUCCGCCAUUGACCACUUCACACGUUGUACAGCACUUGAGCUGGCACCAAAGCAAGUCAGAGUGAACUGUGUCCGCCCCGGAGUGAUCGUCACAGAGGUCCACAAGAGAGCCGGACUGGAUGAGGACCAGUACGCCCAGUUUCUUGCCGACUGUAAGCAGACCCACGCCCUCGGUCGGCCAGGGCAGGUGGACGAAGUGGCCCAGUGCAUCGCCUUCCUGGCGUCCGACGCGGCCAGCUUCAUCACCGGGGUCAACCUGCCCGUCGACGGGGGCCGCGACGUCAUGUGCCCGAUGUGACAUCGUGCAUAUUAAGAUGUCAGCAGUCUGCUAAUAUAGGCCUGUGGUGGCUGGGGCGUAGUUAGGCUCAGCUGUGGAGGGGUGUGGGGGAGUGGCUCAGGGAACAGGUGCUGGGAAGAGGCAUAAUUGGCCUCAGCUGUAGGUAAUCAGGGUGAUUGUGUCAAUUUGACUUUUUUAGUUUUUAGCUCGCUGAUAGGGUGUGAAAUGAAUAUGAGGCUAAAACACAGUUUGAAUGCAUCAUUAUUUGUUCUCAUUUUGCUAUUAAGUUUUCUUUGACAAACAAAUAAAAUGAAAGCUGCUUAUAAACAAA
Pseudoliparis swirei is the source of this 1170-nucleotide messenger RNA. RefSeq names its product 3-oxoacyl-[acyl-carrier-protein] reductase FabG-like. Bases 60 to 860 code for a protein of 266 amino acids. Gene Ontology annotation, molecular function: oxidoreductase activity. The record is from RefSeq and is a predicted model, not a curated record. The transcript is spliced from 8 exons. NCBI's taxonomy places the organism in Eukaryota, Metazoa, Chordata, Actinopteri, Perciformes, Liparidae.